GUCCUAUAACAGAGCGAACAAUUGUCGAGUAAACGAAAACGAUUAAAAUCAAAAGCCAAUUUUUUAAUUGGUAAAGCUAAUUUCUUAACGACAGUGAAAACAAACAUGGGAGCCGUUUCAGCGUUUUUUGUAAUAUUUAUUGUUUUACAAACAAUCCUUAUGGUAAAAAAUUUCAAGAAAAUAUUUCCGAAUUUACAUUCCAGAAGAAUUUAUAAAAUAUCGAAGGCUUUAGUCAAUUGUUUCCCUGUAAUAAUAUUUAUAAUAUUUUCUCCAUUAAUUUAUUUUAUCAAAAUUUUACCUUCAAACUUUCAGUCAGGUACCUCAAAGUUACUAAUUUUUGUGCACUGUUUUUUUGCAAUAUACUUAUGGGUUAUGGUUACUUUUAAUUACUUUGCUGCAAUGAGGUUCAAUGCUGGAGUACCACCGAGCAAAGAAGAUCUAAACAUAAACAGCGAUACCAGCAAAAAUUUAACUGGUAUAAAUGAGUUUUGUAGUUGUUGUAACCGUCUUAGAUCUUAUGGAACUCAUCAUUGCAUGAAAUGUGGAACUUGUAUAAGAAUGUUAUGUCAUCACAGUUCUAUUGUUAACAACUGCAUUGGUUUAAAUAACUAUGCAUAUUACUUUUCUUUUUUGAUUUUUAGCUGGAUUGGAUUGAUUUAUGGAACUAUUAUGACUUAUUCUCUUUUUUAUACAUGUUAUUUGCAUGAUCAUCACAUUUCGGAUAUAUCGUUGAUAUAUCCUGCAUUGAGUAUGCAUUUUUGUUUUCAAAGUGGAGAAUUACCGUUGUUAUUUAUUUUAAUUUUGAGUGCUUUUAUUGUUGUUAGUGUUCUCUUAGCUUUGCACAUCAUUUUGCUUGUGGUUGAUAUGUCCUACAUUUCUUUCUUUAGACAUUUAAAAAAAUCUGUAUCAAUUAAAGUAUUUGUUAAAGAUUUAUGGAAAAAGGCUUUUUUAAAACAAAACAGAAUAAAGUAUAAAAUACUUCUACGAGAAAGAAAAAUGUGUAUCAGGGAUUUUAUAAUACCGACUUUUCUUAUAUUAGAUGAAGAUUCUGAUUUAUAUGGUGUGGAAAAAUAUAAUUCCACUGAAAUUUUGGAUUUUUCAAGUAAAAUUGAAAUUUUUUAAAACUCAAUACAUAUAUCAUCAAUACAUAUACCAAUAACUAUACCAAUAUAAUAACUAUACCAAUAUACAACUAUAAUCAAUACAUAUACCAAUAACUCAAUUACAUAAUAUGAUUCUAAUCACUUUUUUUGUUUCACAUUUAAAAACUAUUUUAAGUCAUUAAAAAAUUUUUUUACACAACUUUAAACACAAUUAACAAAAAUCUGAUUUUUUGCAAACUUUUAUAUUUAAAUAUUGUGGGUUUUAAUUUCGAGUAUAAAACUUUUUUUAAAAUAUAUAGUAAUUUUAUGGCUGCAUAAACAGGGGCAGAUCCAGCAUUUUUAAGUAUUUGAAUUUCAGUCAUGGAACAAACUUCAAGCAUUUAUAUGUUUAUAUUUAUGUCAAAAAUUAUGCAAAUUUGAAAUUUGUAUCCACCUCAAUUUGAAGGGCUUCAAACUUUGUAACCAUAUUUGUAAUAACCAUAUGUAGCCAUAAUUUUUGAAUGCUGAAAGAUUUUACUAUAAAACUUAAAAUUUAUUGAUGAAUAUAAGUCUAAUGAAAAAAGAAAAAAAAAAAUUUUUUUCAACUUGUUGCUUUAAAAUUUGGGGAGGGGAGAAAAAUUUGUGAUUUUUUUGUUGCCAGAUUCCAAUCAUUGCAUUAUUUUGCAAAUCGUUUUUGUUUGACAUAAGCACAAACAUAUAAAUGUUUAGAGUUUUCUCAAUGGCUGGAAGUUAUCUCAAAAGAAUGCUGGAUCCGCCCCUGUGCAUGAACUUGAUUUCUCCAAAGAUUCGAAUAAAACCUGUAUCAAAAACUUAAAUAUUUUUAUUAGUGCUUUU
Messenger RNA from Hydra vulgaris (swiftwater hydra), 1937 nucleotides. RefSeq lists its product as uncharacterized. Gene Ontology annotation, molecular function: palmitoyltransferase activity. NCBI's taxonomy places the organism in Eukaryota, Metazoa, Cnidaria, Hydrozoa, Anthoathecata, Hydridae. The record is from RefSeq and is a predicted model, not a curated record.